CCCCAAACACAUCUCACCAUUGGCUGAUCUACAUAUUUCCCAAAAAUUUGUUCCCCAUGGCUGACUCUCAGCUCUCCACUUCCAAUGGGGUUAGGAACCAAACCCCUUCGAAUGACACUUUGGCCGACUCUCAAGAGGAAACAAGUGAAGAAUCAAAGCUCCAAUUCUCUGAAGAUGAGGAAACGCUUAUUAUAAGGAUGUACAAUCUGGUUGGAGAAAGGUGGUCUCUAAUUGCUGGAAGGAUCCCAGGAAGAACAGCUGAGGAAAUUGAAAAGUACUGGACUUCUAGAUACUCUACAAGUGAAUGAACGUACAAAAAAUUGGUUUAACAAAUAUAACAAGAGAACUCUUGUCAAAUUUGUCUACUUUCUUAUUCCCCAAGUUCCUAUGUACAAGAUAUCCCUUUGCACUUGUUUUAAUGUACACAGAUAUUGUGCCAUGGGAAUGGCUUCAAAA
Alnus glutinosa is the source of this 456-nucleotide messenger RNA. RefSeq names its product MYB-like transcription factor ETC3. Gene Ontology annotation, cellular component: nucleus. NCBI's taxonomy places the organism in Eukaryota, Viridiplantae, Streptophyta, Magnoliopsida, Fagales, Betulaceae. Bases 57 to 308 code for a protein of 83 amino acids. The record is from RefSeq and is a predicted model, not a curated record. Gene Ontology annotation, molecular function: transcription cis-regulatory region binding. The transcript has 3 exons. Gene Ontology annotation, biological process: cell differentiation.